Molecule: messenger RNA, 1696 nt
Organism: Micromonas pusilla CCMP1545
Lineage: Eukaryota; Viridiplantae; Chlorophyta; Mamiellophyceae; Mamiellales; Mamiellaceae
Product: chromate ion transporter family
Exons: 7
Coding region: 53-1468 (471 amino acids)
Biological process (GO): chromate transport
Molecular function (GO): chromate transmembrane transporter activity
Source: RefSeq, a predicted model, not a curated record
CCGCGCGUCGACAUCGCGUCACUCCCCGCCGCGCUCCCGAGGUCGCGACGCGAUGGCGAACACCGCAGUCCCCGACACGCCGAUGUCGGACGAGCCGCUCGAUCCCGAAAACGGGCGAGUCCAGAAAGACCCGGCGACGUUCAGGGACAUCUUCCGCUCGUUCGUGGUGCUGGGAUGGAGCGCGUUCGGCGGCCCCGCCGCGCACAUCGGCGUGUUCCAGAAAGUCUUCGUCGAGGCGAAAAACUGGAUGUCCCUCACCGUGUUCAACGAGCUGCUCUCCCUGGGUCAGUGCCUCCCGGGGCCGACGUCCACGCAGGUGUCCUUCGCGAUCGGCGUCACGCAGCAAGGCAUCCUCGGCGGGCUCCUGUCCGGGCUGCUGUUUCAGUACCCCGGUCUGUUGCUCAUGUCGCUCACGGGCGCGGGCGCCGCCGAGGCGCUCGCGAAUCCAGCGCGGUGGCUCCAAGGCUUGACCGCCGGCCUCGCCGCCGCCGGCGUCGCGCUCAUCCUCUCCGCCGCGAUCGGACUCGCGCGCGGGCAGUGCAAGGACGAGGUCACGAGACUUUUAUGCCUGAUGUCCGCCACGGUCGCGUUUUAUUACACCAGCAACUUCAUCUUCCCCCUGCUCAUCGUCGUCGGCGGGUUGACGACGUUGUACACCAAACGCAACGACGACGUCGCGUUGAAGGACACGACGGAGAAAAUCCACAAGCUCGGCGUCCCGAAACUCUUCGGCGCGAUCCUCAUCCUGACGUGGAUCACGAUCUGGGUCGUCGUGGCGUCCAUCAAGAACACGACGGAGUACUCCGACGGCCGCAGCACGAAGGUGUUGCACUGGUUCGAGGCGUUUUAUCGAACCGGGUCCAUAAUCUUCGGCGGCGGGCAAGUCGUGCUGCCGCUGCUGCUCGACGACGUCGUGCAGUACGAUCGCGUGUGCACGACGAGCGGCGGGACGUUGGUGUACGACGUCACCGACGCGUCCGUGUGCGACUCGUACACGAGCGUCGAGAGCGAGGAUUCGUGGAUCACCGCGGAUCAGUUCUUCGCCGGCCUCGGCGUCGUUCAGGCGAUGCCUGGACCGCUGUUCAACCUCUCCGCGUACAUCGGCGCGGUGGCGGCGCGCCGCGCCCACGUCAACGUCCUCGCCGGCAUCUUCGCCGCGUGGUUCGGUCUCUUCGGCCCGGGGGUGUUGCUCAUAUACGGCGUCCUGCCGUUCUGGGGCGGGUUCCGCAAGCAGCCGGUCUACCGCCGGAUGCUUCCCGGGCUGAACUCGUCCGCGGUGGGUCUGGUGGUCGCCGCGGUGUUCACGAUGGGGUUUAAGAUUCGAGAGAUUUCUCCGUUCCCCAACGCCUCCGUGUGCAUCGCGUUCCUCGCGUUUUACGCGACGCAUUUCAUGAAGAAGGACGCGCCGCUCGUCGUCCUCGCGUCCGGGGUGCUGGGGAUCAUCGCGUGGGCGACCGGGUGCUCGUGAGCGAGCGAGCGGCGAGCGGCGGCGGAGACGGAGAGAGGGAAGAGACGGAACGAGACGAAAAUCGAUCGUUCGACGACGGGAAAAAAACCUCCGGCGGGCGGAAGAGGGGACCCACUCUUCGGGGGGACCCCAGCGCGCGCGCGGCGCGCGAAUAGAACAACACGAGAGCAGAACGUGCCACGUAUUCAUGUAUUGUCUACUACACGUACCGCGCGCGCUCCUCGCGUC